GACUCGUUAACUGUUUUUCAAACGGUCGCGAUAUGUGUAGCAUUGAAUACGAUGCGGAGGUCUCCGCCCUGCCCAAACACUUGGAUAUAUCCUUUUUCGAGGAGGUCCUGGACACCGCCCUGCGAACUUCCAAGGCCAAAGUGCUGUCCAUUCACAUCAAAAUGGGAAGCAACACUGGCGAGAACUACUGCAGCCAAAUCUAUAGGACAAAAAUAUCCUUCCAACUUCCCGGUAAACCUGUGCAAACAAUGAUGUUCAUUGUGAAGAGUAUUCCGCGACUGGAAUCGGUGGAGUUUAUCGAGGACUUGCAGGUCUAUCUGAAGGAGAAAGUUACGUAUUACGAUGUCCUUCCCCGUCUGGAGCUACUGAUGAAGUGCAAGCAGCGUUUCGGUCCCAAACUUUAUCAUUGCAUUAAGCAGCCGGAAAGCACCAUGGUUUUUGAGGAUCUAGGCCAUUUGGGCUACGUGAUGGCCUCCCGCGAAUUAGGUUUGGACGAAGAGCACUGUCGUUUGGUCAUGGAACGCCUAGGAGAGUUCCACGCCACUUCUAUGGCACUGGCGGAGCUGGAUCCACACAUAUUUGAAGCUUACAGUGACGGAAUGCUAUCUCCCCAAGGAUUGGCUAAGGGUGAUGGCUUACUGAUGAGCUUCUUCUCGGGCAACGGUCAGGAGCUUCUCAAUCUAGUGAACACAUGGCCUGGAUUCGAACGCAUAGCUGGAAAGAUUGCCAAAUACCUGCAGAACCACAGGGCCAACCUGGAACGCAGCCAGGCGCCGCAGGAUAAGGAGAUCAGGGUCCUCAACCACGGAGACCUAUGGGUCAAUAAUAUGAUGUUCAAGUACGAUGGAAACAAGCGGCCCCAAGACCUAGUCCUCAUCGACUUCCAGAUGAGCGUGUGGGGCAGUCCAGGCAUCGAUCUCAACUACUUCUUCUACACCAGUCUUAACUUGGAGGUCCUGCGUCACAAGCGGCCCCAGUUACUUCACGUCUACCACUCCCGACUGGCGGAGACGCUGCGAAACCUCGAAGUGAACGUCCCAGUGCCUAGCUACGAACAGAUCCUGGAAGAAGUGCAUCGCCGGGAGGCCUACGGAUUCUUUGCAAACUACGGCAUCUUUCCCACCAUCAGCCAGGACAAGUCCCAAACUGCGGACAACAACCUGGAGAGCUUUAAGGAUGCCGACUUUGCCAAGCAAAAGUUGCGCCAAAUGUUCAGUUCCCGUCGACUGGCAGACACACUUCAGUACACGCUGCCACACUUUGAGCGGGCUGGUGUAUUAGGAUAGUUUAGAUAGAAUUCCAUAUUAAGGUUUAAGUUGGGUUUAAUAUUUCAGUCCUAAAGAUCUGUGUAUCUGUGUUAGCUUCCCCCCUCCAAUAAAAACAAUAAUCAUAAAUCAAAUCUAUAAUAUAUUUUGUUACGUGAAUUUUAGAGUCAUUGUUAAAAUUGCACAUGUUUCGUAUUUGUAUUGAAAUCACCAAGGGAGUCAAAAGAAAAUGCUUGUAAAAAAUUACUUUAAAUUAAUCUGCACACAUACAAUAUAAUGUCUUGCCCACAAUGAACAGUCCGGGUAAAACUGGGCAAUCAAUUAAACUAGACCUAUACAUAAAUUUUUA
Drosophila ananassae is the source of this 1614-nucleotide messenger RNA. RefSeq lists its product as uncharacterized. The transcript is spliced from 3 exons. Lineage: Eukaryota; Metazoa; Arthropoda; Insecta; Diptera; Drosophilidae. The record is from RefSeq and is a predicted model, not a curated record. The coding region runs from base 33 to 1286 and encodes 417 amino acids.